Messenger RNA from Sitodiplosis mosellana (orange wheat blossom midge), 4546 nucleotides. It is a transcript of the gene Sf3b1, whose product is annotated as splicing factor 3B subunit 1. Gene Ontology annotation, molecular function: mRNA binding. Bases 308 to 4249 code for a protein of 1313 amino acids. Gene Ontology annotation, biological process: spliceosomal complex assembly. The transcript has 7 exons. Gene Ontology annotation, cellular component: catalytic step 2 spliceosome; U2-type prespliceosome; U2 snRNP. Lineage: Eukaryota; Metazoa; Arthropoda; Insecta; Diptera; Cecidomyiidae. The record is from RefSeq and is a predicted model, not a curated record.
GCACUUUGACACAUGUUAAGUAAACGGUGGCAAUAGUUUUGUACUGUGUUAGUAACUUGGGUGCUAUUGUGAAGCAAAAAUAAUUUUUUUUAUGAAAUAAAUUAAAUUAAAAUUUAUUUGCUCUAAAUUGUUCACAUUUUAAAUUCAAAAACAUUGAAACCGAAACUCAGCUUUAACGAACUGGCUGAUGCCGGUUUUUGGGCUUGUCACUCUGACGAAGCGCGAAAUACUUUAUAAAGUUGAGCUCCGCUGUCAAUAAUCGGUGUUUAAUGCGCUAUCGACGAUAUAUGACUUUCACAAAAUAAAGAUGGACGGCAUCGCACGAACACACGAAGAUAUCGAGGCGCAGAUUGCCGACAUACAAAGUAAGAAAAAGGAAUUGGCCGCAGCGCAGGCUAGUGAAAAAGGUGUUGGUUUGUUGGAGAGCGGCUACUAUGACAGUGAAUUGUACGACGAUGGCAGCAAUAAGAAUCGACGGUUCGAAGGUUAUAUGACUUCAAUUGCCGCCAAUGAUGAUGCCGAUGAGGAUGAUGAUGAAGGACUACCAAUUACCAAACGCACCACAUACACAGCACCCAAGAGCAUUCUUAAGGAUGUCAUCAAACAGGGUGAAAAAGAGGAACAAGAUCCAUUUGCCGAUCGUCGAAGACCAACGAUUGCCGACAGAGAAGAUGAAUACCGACAGAAACGGCGUCGUUUUGUCAUUUCCCCAGAGCGAGCUGAUCCAUUUGCUGACGGCGGCAAAACUCCAGAUAACAGAUCCAGAACAUACACACAGAUUAUGCAGGAGCAAAUGCUCCAAGGCGAAGAAUCAGAGUUGCGUAAAAAGAUUCAAGAGAAAUCAAAGGAUGGAACAUUGGUGAAAUCGUCCAAUGGCGAUGCAGUCAAAGCUGUAGAGCCACGUAAACGCGGAAGAUGGGACCAAACGAUAGAAGACCAAUUUGUACCGGCUAAAAAGGCGGCCGGUGCCGUCACUCCGACUUGGAAUGAUGUUGAGAAAACGCCUGCAUUCGGAGCUGAAGCUCAAACACCUGGAGCAACACCACGCACGCAGCGUCUUUGGGAUGCGACACCAGCUCAUCUUCCAUCGACGCCAGCACUGGAGACACCAUCCCAUGAGAAGAGUACACGACGAAAUCGUUGGGAUGAAACACCUCGAACCGAACGAGAGACACCCGGCCAUAAUUCCGGUUGGAUGGAAACUCCGAAAGCCGAUCGUGGUGUAGAAGAUCGAAUCAUCGAAUCGGCAACAGCAUCAAAGAGACGGUCACGUUGGGAUGAAACGCCAACAGCUGCAACACCAUCGAUGACUCCAAGUAUGGGUAUGGCAACACCGUCUAUGACUCCAUCGGCCACCCCAGGCCAUGCAACACCUUUGUUAACGCCUGGUGGAUCGACUCCAGUUGGAUUGAAAGCAGCAUUGUUAGCCACACCAACGCCAGGCGCCUUAGCUGCAAUGACACCAGAGCAAUUGCAAGCCUAUCGUUGGGAAAAAGAAAUUGACGAAAGAAAUCGACCAUUUACCGACGAUGAGCUUGAUGCAAUGUUUCCACCCGGAUACAAAGUAUUGCCACCACCUGCUGGCUAUGUACCACUUCGAACACCUGGUCGAAAGCUUCUCGCCACACCGACACCAAUGUCUGGUGCAACACCACACGGUUUCUUCAUUCAGCAAGAAGACAAACAGUCCAAAUUCAUGGAUAACCAACCAAAGGGUCAGAAUUUACCAUUCAUGAAACCGGAAGAUGCGCAAUACUUCGACAAACUGUUGCUCGACGUCGAUGAAGAGAACCUCAGUCCGGAGGAGCUAAAAGAGCGAAAAAUCAUGAAACUAUUGUUGAAAAUCAAAAAUGGCACGCCACCUAUGCGAAAAUCAGCAUUGCGUCAAAUCACUGAUAAGGCACGUGAAUUCGGUGCUGGCCCAUUGUUCAAUCAAAUUCUACCACUGCUCAUGAGUCCAACGCUUGAAGAUCAAGAACGUCACUUAUUGGUCAAGGUCAUCGAUCGUAUUCUCUACAAAUUAGACGAUUUGGUUCGGCCAUACGUGCACAAAAUUCUCGUCGUCAUCGAACCGUUGUUGAUCGACGAAGAUUACUAUGCCCGUGUCGAGGGUCGUGAGAUCAUUUCGAAUUUGGCAAAAGCAGCUGGUUUGGCCACUAUGAUUUCAACCAUGCGUCCCGAUAUCGACAACAUCGAUGAGUACGUACGAAAUACAACGGCUCGUGCAUUUGCGGUCGUUGCAUCCGCUUUGGGCAUUCCAUCACUAUUGCCCUUCCUCAAAGCCGUAUGCAAGAGUAAAAAAUCAUGGCAAGCCCGGCACACCGGUAUUAAAAUCGUUCAGCAAAUCGCUAUUUUAAUGGGUUGCGCCAUUUUGCCGCAUCUCAAGAGUUUGGUACAAAUUAUCGAACACGGAUUGGUCGACGAACAGCAAAAAGUGCGCACCAUCACUGCAUUGGCCAUUGCAGCACUCGCCGAAGCCGCCACACCGUAUGGUAUUGAAUCGUUCGAUUCCGUGUUGAAACCACUGUGGAAAGGUAUUCGAACACAUCGUGGCAAAGGUUUGGCUGCAUUCUUGAAAGCCAUCGGUUAUUUGAUCCCAUUGAUGGAUGCCGAAUACGCAAACUACUAUACCAGAGAAGUGAUGUUGAUUUUGAUUCGAGAGUUCCAGUCGCCCGACGAAGAAAUGAAGAAAAUCGUAUUGAAAGUCGUGAAGCAAUGUUGUGCAACGGAUGGUGUUGAACCGCAAUAUAUUAAAGAAGAGAUUUUACCGCAUUUCUUCAAACAUUUCUGGAACCAUCGUAUGGCGCUGGAUCGACGCAACUAUCGUCAAUUGGUCGAUACAACCGUUGAAAUUGCAAACAAAGUGGGUGCAUCGGAGAUCAUCAAUCGUGUGGUUGACGAUUUAAAAGACGAAAAUGAAACCUAUCGUAAGAUGGUAAUGGAAACCAUUGAAAAGAUUAUGGCCAAUUUGGGCGCGGCCGAUAUUGAUUCACAUCUUGAAGAAUUGCUUAUCGAUGGUAUACUGUAUGCGUUCCAAGAACAAACAACCGAAGAUGUUGUCAUGUUGAAUGGCUUUGGUACCAUUGUAAAUCAAUUGGGAAAACGUGUCAAACCGUAUUUGCCGCAAAUUUGCGGUACAAUUCUGUGGCGUUUGAACAAUAAAUCGGCAAAGGUGCGACAACAGGCGGCUGAUUUAAUUUCACGCAUUGCCGUUGUUAUGAAAACGUGUCAGGAGGAGAAAUUGAUGGGUCAUUUGGGUGUUGUAUUGUAUGAAUACCUUGGUGAAGAAUAUCCAGAAGUAUUAGGUUCGAUUUUGGGCGCUCUCAAAGCGAUUGUCAAUGUGAUUGGUAUGACAAAAAUGACGCCACCGAUUAAAGAUUUGCUACCUCGUCUAACGCCCAUUCUGAAGAAUCGUCACGAGAAGGUACAAGAGAACUGCAUCGAUUUGGUUGGUCGAAUCGCCGAUCGUGGACCUGAAUAUGUGUCGGCACGUGAAUGGAUGCGAAUUUGCUUUGAACUGUUGGAAUUGUUGAAAGCACACAAAAAAGCCAUCCGACGAGCCACCGUCAAUACAUUUGGUUAUAUUGCCAAGGCAAUCGGUCCACAUGAUGUGUUGGCCACGCUGUUGAACAAUUUAAAAGUUCAAGAACGUCAAAAUCGUGUUUGUACAACGGUUGCUAUAGCCAUUGUCGCCGAAACAUGUCGACCAUUCACCGUUUUGCCCGCUUUAAUGAACGAAUACCGUGUGCCGGAGCUCAACGUUCAGAACGGUGUACUGAAAUCAAUGUCAUUCUUGUUUGAGUACAUUGGAGAAAUGGGAAAGGAUUACAUUUAUUCCGUUUGCCCGCUGUUAGAGGACGCAUUGAUGGAUCGAGAUUUGGUUCAUCGACAAACCGCGUGUGCGGCCAUCAAACACAUGGCGCUGGGAGUCUAUGGAUUUGGAUGCGAAGAUGCAUUAACACAUUUGUUGAACUAUGUGUGGCCAAACAUUUUCGAAACCUCACCACAUUUAGUGCAAGCAUUCAUGGACGCUGUCGAUGGUCUCCGUGUUGCAAUUGGACCAAAUAAAAUUCUGCAGUACACUUUACAGGGCUUAUUCCAUCCGGCUCGAAAGGUGCGUGAUGUCUAUUGGAAGAUCUAUAAUUCACUUUACAUUGGGAGUCAAGAUGCUUUGGUCGCUGGAUAUCCAAGAAUCGCUAACGAUACCAAAAAUCAAUACGCCCGCUAUGAGCUUGAUUACGUGUUGUAAGCGCAAUUUUCUAGCCACACUGAAUUUGGAUUUAUAUCUCUAAGCCACGAUAUUUAAUACCAAAAUGGAUUUCUAUGUGUUGUCAAUGUUAAAGUGCAUCUUUUUUAAUUGCCGAAGAUCGAUCUACUGUUCAAAUUACAAACUUGACUACAACAAUUAGCCGUGUCACGUUUUCUUUCGUUUCUUUCGGAAUUUAACGAUUUAUCACACAACGGCAUGAAUUAUAUACAUGGAAUAAUUUGUCUUUUUUUUUAGUUAAGUUCAAAUAAAAUAAACCGCAUAAAUAAUAAGAACCAA